Messenger RNA from Cervus elaphus (red deer), 1373 nucleotides. RefSeq names its product T cell immunoreceptor with Ig and ITIM domains (gene TIGIT). Gene Ontology annotation, cellular component: cell surface. Lineage: Eukaryota; Metazoa; Chordata; Mammalia; Artiodactyla; Cervidae. Gene Ontology annotation, biological process: negative regulation of T cell activation; negative regulation of interleukin-12 production; positive regulation of interleukin-10 production. Gene Ontology annotation, molecular function: signaling receptor binding. The record is from RefSeq and is a predicted model, not a curated record. Bases 83 to 814 code for a protein of 243 amino acids. The transcript is spliced from 4 exons.
UUCACCCUGCCAUCAGCAGUCAGCCAGUUUCGGUGGCAGAAGGGGCCACAGCUGCUUCCUGUCAGCCCCCUGGGGCAGAAGCAUGCAGUGGUGUCUCCUCCUGAUCUGGGCCCAGGGGCUGAGGCAGGCUCCCCUCCCCACCUCAGGAGCUGUGACAGGCAGAAUAGUAACAAUGGGGAACAUUUCUGCAGAGGAAGGUGGCUCUGUCACCUUACAAUGUCACCUGUCCUCCACCACUGCCAAAGUGACCCAAGUCAACUGGAAGCAGCAAGACCAAGUUGUGGCCAUUCAUCAUGCCAGGUUGGGGUGGCAUAUCGAUCCUGCCUUCAGGGAGCGAGUGGUCCCGGACUCCGAUCUGGGCCUCACCUUCCAGUCACUGACCAGUAACGACACAGGAGAGUACACCUGCAUCUAUCACACCUACCCUGACGGGAUUUACAAAGGGACACUCUUUCUGCAAGUCCUACGACACUCAGUGGCUGAGUACAGCGCUGGGUUCCAGAUCCCAUUGCUUGGAGCCAUGGCCGCAGUGCUGGUGGUCAUCUGCGCGGCAGUCAUUGUGGUGGCCACAUUGGCCAGAAAGAAAUCUCUCAGAAUCCGUUCUGCGGAAGGUGACCUUGGGAAGAGGCGGUCUGAACCCGAGGCGUCCAGGCCCAGGGUCGGGUCCUCCCCCGGCAGCUGUGUGCAGGCAGAUGCCGGCCUGUGCGGGGACGCGGGCGGAGAGGACCACGCCGAGGCCGAGCCGCACGAGUACUUCAACGUCCUGAGCUACAGAAGCCUGGCCAGCUUCAGCUUCCCUACCGAGACGGGUUAGCGCCCGGGCAUCCUCCAGGAGACCCAGUGCGGUCUUUGUCGUCACAGAUGGAUGUAUUGGCAUCUGAACGUCACGGUUCUGUGUGUAUGUAUGUGUGUGCAUGUGUGUGCGUGUGUGUUCUGUCAAGUGAGUGCAUGUCAUCCUCCUCUGUGUCUAUGUUUCCUCUACCGGUCCCUCCAGUUCCAUGGUGCAGACCCCAGUGAGGAGCUUGUGUUUGAUUACAAAUGCGAAGUUAGAAAACCGAACAAAGACCUGACCUGGUUUUGAAUUUGGCAGUGGGAGCAGAUCCUGUGGCUGAGAUCUGCAUCCCCUCUGAAAGCACUGGGCAGGGCUUAGGGCUAUAGGGCUCUGUGGUGGGUGAUGGUGGUGGGGUGACUGCAGAGAAACCUCAUUUCAUUUGUCACUGUCAUUUUCAUCAAUGCUCACACACUGGAGGCAGGCUACCAGCUUCUAUUGGGCUUCCCAGAUGGUGCUAGUGGUAAAGAACUCACCUGCCAGUACAAGAGAUGUAAAAGACGUGGGUUAGAUCCCUGGGUUGGGAAGAUGCUCUGGAGGAGGG